CAACAACAACAACAACAGCAAAUCGAUUUCUUCUUCUCCAACAACCACUUUUAGUAUUCUCUUCUAAUUACCAAACCACUAUCGCUGAGAAUCUCGGAUCUCUUCUUCGAAAAUGCGUUCGUCCGGUCUUCUCGCCUUUGCGGCAUCGCUCGCAACCUCCUCGGCCGUAUAUCAGGGCUUCAACUAUGGUGCUACCAAGAGUGAUGGCUACACUGUGCGAGCUCAAGCUGAUUUCGAAUCCCUUUUCUCCACCGCCAAGAGCCUGGUUGGGGCAUCAGGAUUCACCAGUGCUCGUCUGUACACCAUGAUCCAAGGAGGAACCACCAACACGCCAACUUCUGCCAUUCCCGCAGCAAUUGCCCAGGAUACUUCCCUUCUCCUCACACUCUGGGCCUCCGGCACCACCUUCACCGAUGAGCUCGCUGCUCUCAAGAGUGCUAUCUCCACAUACGGUUCUCAGCUCUCAGGAAAGGUUGCUGGUAUCUCGGUCGGCAGUGAGGAUCUCUACAGAAACUCUCCAACUGGUAUUGCAGCUGGUUCUACCAUCGGAGCUGAUCCAGCUACGAUUGUCGAUUACAUUAGCCAAGUACGAACUGCAAUUGCAGGCACCGCUUUGAGCAGUGUCGGUGUAGGUCACGUUGAUACCUGGACCGCCUGGGUCAACGGAUCCAACGACGCUGUUAUCAGUGCUUGUGAUUGGGUUGGAGUUGACGCAUACCCAUACUUCCAGAACACUGAGACCAACGGCAUUGACCAAGGUGCUUCUCUCUUCAACGAAGCUUUCGACAACACCAAGGGCGCUGUUGGCAGCAAGCCUGUUUGGAUCACCGAGACCGGAUGGCCCGUUACUGGAAAGACUGAGAACCUCGCCAUCCCUAGUGCAGACAAUGCUAAGACCUACUGGGACCAAGUCGGAUGCCCCAACUUUGGCGUCGUUAACACCUGGUGGUACACUCUGGAAGACACUGACGACAGUGCUACUCCCAACCCAAGCUUCGGUAUUGCCUCCGCUCCGGUUCAGGUCUUUCACCAAGCGGCAUGGGAGGAUCAGGAACGAACGCUACCCAGACCGGAAGUGGCUCAAGCGCAACUGCCACUGGAUCUUCUGGAUCAACCACCACCACUGGCUCAACCACCGUCUCGACCAAUGCUGCCAACAUCUUGUCUGGCUCGUUCGUUGGUGCUAUGGGUGCCCUGAUCGUCGCCGCUGCGGCCUUGUAGACAGAUGAUGUACUGUUAUUGAUAUGGUGUCAUUCCCCGGGCUGCAUUGGGCGGAGCGUAUCAAGGGUAUUUGCAUUGGCGGUCAAUUUCUCUUUGGGACCAGUCUUAUGACAAGGAGAUGAUGGAGUUAUACAUCACUGGCCCUUCUCACACAUACAUAGAGUGUCUUAGAGGG
Messenger RNA from Mollisia scopiformis, 1396 nucleotides. Its product is annotated as glycoside hydrolase. Gene Ontology annotation, cellular component: extracellular region; cell surface; fungal-type cell wall. NCBI's taxonomy places the organism in Eukaryota, Fungi, Ascomycota, Leotiomycetes, Helotiales, Mollisiaceae. The record is from RefSeq and is a predicted model, not a curated record. Gene Ontology annotation, biological process: cell wall organization; carbohydrate metabolic process. The transcript is spliced from 4 exons. Gene Ontology annotation, molecular function: glucan endo-1,3-beta-D-glucosidase activity; 1,3-beta-glucanosyltransferase activity. Bases 113 to 1198 code for a protein of 361 amino acids.